GGCGGUGACGGCACACGGCAGAUUCACAGGCCUCCUCCUUCUCCCUCCUCUCCGUUCGAGAUCCGACCGCCGACUACUCCGAGCCCCGCCGGCGCGCCGACAAGGGAAGGGGGGAAAUGGGGUGGGGCAUGGUGGUCUACGAGGGCGCGGUGGUGGUGUCCUCGCUGGCGGGGCUGGGCUGGGCGGGGCUGUGGUUCCUGAACCGGCGGCUGUACAAGGAGUACGAGGAGCGGCGGGCGCUGGUGCAGAUCCUCUUCGGCCUCGUCUUCGCCUUCUCCUGCAACCUCUUCCAGCUCGUCCUCUUCGAGAUCCUCCCCGUCCUCUCCAAGGACGCGCGAUUCCUCAACUGGCACCUCGACCUCUUCUGCCUCAUCCUCCUCCUCGUCUUCGUCCUACCCUACUACCACUGCUACCUCCUGCUCCGCAACUCAGGGGUAAGAAGGCAGAGGUCGUUCCUCGCCGCCGCGCUAUUCCUGACCAUCUUCCUGUACGGCUUCUGGCGCAUGGGGAUUCACUUCCCCAUGCCUUCUCCAGAGAAAGGCUUUUUUACGAUGCCGCAGUUGGUUAGUAGGAUUGGCGUGAUCGGAGUGACUGUCAUGGCUGUUCUUUCGGGUUUUGGUGCGGUCAAUCUGCCGUACAGCUACCUGUCGCUCUUUAUCAGGGAAAUCGACGAAACAGACAUCAAAGCUUUGGAACGGCAGCUGACGCAAUCCAUGGAGUCAUGCAUUGCUAAGAAAAAGAAAAUUAUUCUGUCCAAAAUGGAGAUGGAGAGGAUUCAAGGAUCGGAGGAGAAGCUUAAAGCCAGAUCAUUUCUAAAGCGUAUUGUUGGAACAGUUGUUCGAUCUGUGCAAGAAGAUCAAACUGAGCAGGAUAUAAAAAACCUAGAAGCAGAGGUCCAGGGAUUAGAAGAGCUUUCCAAACAGCUAUUCCUUGAGAUAUAUGAGCUCCGCCAAGCUAAGAUAGCUGCUGCGUAUUCUCGAACUUGGAGAGGACAUUUUCAGAAUCUUCUAGGAUAUGCUUUAUCAGUAUAUUGUGUUUAUAAGAUGCUCAAGGGCUUGCAGAGUGUAGUUUUUAAAGCGGAUGGCUCUGUUGAUCCAGUGACCAUGACAAUUACCAUUUUCUUGAGGCAUUUUGAUAUCGGUAUCGAUGUCGCACUGUUAUCACAGUACGUAUCUUUGAUGUUCAUCGGGAUGUUGGUUGGCAUAUCUAUUCGAGGUUUCCUGGCAAAUGUUAUGAAGUUCUUCUUUGCUGUUUCUAGAGUUGGGACUGGAUCAACAACCAAUGUUGUCCUCUUCUUAUCUGAGAUCAUGGGCAUGUACUUCAUAUCAUCUAUUCUUCUUAUAAGGAAAAGCCUGGCAAAUGAGUACAGGGUGAUCAUCACAGACGUUCUGGGUGACAUUCAGUUUGACUUCUACCACCGUUGGUUCGACGCGAUAUUUGUGGCGAGUGCCUUCCUGUCCUUGCUUUUGAUAUCAGCCCAAUACACCUCCCGGCAAGCAGACAAGCAUCCGAUUGAUUGAUGCAUCUUGUCCCACUUGUGCAUAGUGCUCUUUUUUAACCACGAUUGGUCCAAAGGUUGACCCAUUCUUUUUGAAGGCAUAGCUCCCGAAGGGGUCGUUUGUUAGGAGACCUCCAAACACACACAGUAACGGAAUAUAUUAGUACAUGAGUUAACUCGAAGGCGUCUCUUUGCUGUAAAGUACGUUUGCAAGUUGGGGUUGAAUCAUGGCCAACAGUUCCUCCACAUCCAAGCCAUCAGUGCUGGCCCUGCAGCAAUCAGAAAAGAUUUGCGUGGUGAUGCUGCAAUGCUUUUGCGAAGACAUGCGAGGACGCCGACUCUUAAUUAGGAAUGCUGUACCAUUGUGUAAAAUAGCAUUUGAAAUACUAGCGUGUACUUCGCACAAUUCUUUGCGCUAUUGUACGAUAUAUACUUACCACAUCUAUCAAGAAGAUUAUUAUUUAUUACUCA
Molecule: messenger RNA, 1969 nt
Organism: Lolium perenne
Lineage: Eukaryota; Viridiplantae; Streptophyta; Magnoliopsida; Poales; Poaceae
Product: GPCR-type G protein COLD1
Biological process (GO): response to abscisic acid
Cellular component (GO): membrane
Molecular function (GO): abscisic acid binding
Source: RefSeq, a predicted model, not a curated record